Messenger RNA from Lactuca virosa, 788 nucleotides. NCBI's taxonomy places the organism in Eukaryota, Viridiplantae, Streptophyta, Magnoliopsida, Asterales, Asteraceae. The record is from the annotation of a GenBank genome assembly.
CUUCUCUACAGCAAGAAUUCCUUCCCACAGUCCCUUGAUCUUUAACCUACACACCCCUCGCUCAUCUUAGCGAUCGCCAACGUCUUCUUUUAGUUUAUACACACAAUGAAGUCUGCUGCGCUAUCUUACGCCGGGUACGAAGAGCCUCAUUUUCUUGAAGCUUGUACUCUUUGCUCCAAGCCGCUGGGUCAUAACAGUGACAUAUUCAUGUACAGAGGGAACACUCCAUUCUGUAGCCAAGAGUGUAGACAAGAACAGAUUGAGAAUGAUGAGGCAAGAGAGAGGAGAUGGAAGAAGGUUUCUUCUUCAUCAUCAUCAUCCAAGAAAUCAACAGAGAAUUCCAAGAAAUCUGCAACUGUGCAAACUGGAACCCUUGUUGCUUCAAAUUAAUCAAUUUACAAAAUAUUAUGUAAAUUACAUAAUUACCCCCUUUCUGAUCAAGAAAAUAUGAGGGGAGGGGAUGAGUAAAUUGGAGAAAGUUGGGGGGUUUUUUGGCUUGGUUUUGUAUAGAAGUGAUGGUGGCCUGAUGGGUGUUGUCAUUUGUCAAGACUCAUAUGAUGAUGAUGAUGGCUGGUGAUGACGAAGAGAAAAGACAAAGAUACCCUUAGAGACAAAUUUUGCCCUUUUCUCUUUUAUUUUUUAAAUUUCUGCGAUGUUUUUGUUUUUUUUAAGCGAUCAUGUCUUGGGGGUUUUUUUUUAUAAAAAUGAGAAUUACCCAACUUAACCAUGUCGUAAAUUUUGAGUUUUUUAAUUCUGCAAUUAUAUUAUGAUAAACAUUUAAACCGUUC